Trichomycterus rosablanca is the source of this 1138-nucleotide messenger RNA. It is a transcript of the gene ptpmt1, whose product is annotated as protein tyrosine phosphatase mitochondrial 1. Gene Ontology annotation, molecular function: protein tyrosine/serine/threonine phosphatase activity; phosphatidylinositol-4,5-bisphosphate 5-phosphatase activity; phosphatidylglycerophosphatase activity. The coding region runs from base 35 to 592 and encodes 185 amino acids. Lineage: Eukaryota; Metazoa; Chordata; Actinopteri; Siluriformes; Trichomycteridae. Gene Ontology annotation, biological process: protein dephosphorylation. The transcript is spliced from 4 exons. The record is from RefSeq and is a predicted model, not a curated record.
AAGAAGCAUAGACAGUUUGGAAUGAACAGCUACAAUGUCUGGAGUGUUAGCGAGGACGUUGUUUUAUCCCACACUGGUUUAUAAUGUGGUGAUGGAGAAGAUCUCGUCCAGAAGAUGGUUCGAUCGGGUGGAUCAGACGGUCAUACUGGGCGCCCUUCCAUUCAAAUCAAUGACGGAUGAGCUGGUUCAAGCAGAAAAUGUUCGAGGUGUGAUAACCAUGAAUGAAGAAUACGAGACUAACUAUUUCUGUAACUCAUCAGAAGAGUGGCAAUCACAUGGUGUAGAGCAGGUCAGACUCAGUACAGUGGAUCUGACUGGAAUUCCCAGUUUGGAACACAUCCAUCAAGGAGUCGAGUUUGCUCUGAAACACCGGGAUCAAGGAACCAGUGUCUAUAUCCACUGUAAAGCAGGGCGCUCUCGCAGUGCCACCGUGGCGGCUGCGUACCUCAUCAGGAUCCACUGCUGGACUCCAGACGAGGCCUGUAACAUGCUGUCGACCGUCCGGCCCCACGUUCUGAUCCGCUCUGCUCAGCGUGACAUGCUACACACAUAUUACCAACAAGUGUGUGGAUCUGACACGGGCUCUGUGUAAUAAAAACAGCACAGAAUAGAAAGAAGUCAGUGUGCAUGUUCAAACUGGUUUAUGCAAGCUGGUCAGUGAACAUCGGAUGCUGGUUAACUUAUUUCAGCUGUUAAAAUGUGAUAAAAUGCUGAUCAUUAUGCUAUGUCUUUUUACUAGGGUAAUCCAGAUACUGUAUUUUCUUACAAAGCAUCAAGAUUUUAAAUAUUUUCAUUAAAUAUAGUGUUAAUACAGGAGCAAAGAUGAACAACAAUACGUACAUAAAUAUAUUUAAGCUCUGUUAUUACUCCAAUUAUCCAAUUGCAUUACGCUUCCUUUCUACUGAUGCUGAUCCCCACUCCUGUUCGAGGAGAGCGAGACUGACACACAUGUUGACUGCAUUUUUUUCACCCGCACGAUGCGAGAGAGCCACACCCUGAUCAACACAUUACUCCUCGACUCUGUGCAUCAGUUAUGAGGUCCCUCCGUGUAUGAACAACAGCCAAUCGUUUGUGUAGACGCCCACUUUUGAUUCAUUGUUUGAAAUGUCAGCUGUGGUGUCCUAGCGUGUUUUACCAC